AUGACCAAUUCGAAGGAUGUGCCCUUGGAGGCGCCGACGCUGCUCAACGUGGCCGCCCGCGCCGUCGACACCAAAAUGUUGCUCCAUGUCCGUGAUUUUAAUUUUUUUUGAUGACUGUGAAUGUUGUAAUACACUCGCUCAGGUGUGGUCCAAAUCAAGAGAGUUCCAAAGACAGUGAAGUGUGAUUAAAAAAAAAGAAUGUAGGCAAGAAAGUCCAUUUCCUACUCGGGCAAAGUCUGAAUGGUGGAUUAUGGCCGCUAAAAGGGUGAGGCUCAAAAAAGUCCGCAGAAAGGCAGUAAAAAGAGUUCCGUUAUCCAACCUUUCAUUUUUUUUUUUCUUGGUUUUUAAAGGCUCAAAAAAUGGUGGGAAACGGAGAGGCAGCAAAAAUGGUGCAUAUGAGCCGAUGAAAUGGCGCAAAAAGGCAGCAAAAAAAGGAGAAUUUUUCACUUAAAAGGAAAAUUUCCAUGGAGCCUCUUUCCAACCUUUCCGACUUUGCUCAUGGAGCCGUAAAAAAUCGGAUGAACAAUUCAGAAAACUUAGAUGUCAAUAAAGAUGAUAAUUAAGAACGGAACUGUUGAAAAAAAUAAUCCAAUAUUAUUUAUACGUCGAAUCUUUCGUUUUUUUUUUUUGAUUUUCUUUGUGGACAUUAAAAUUUAGAGAAGUUUCAGUUAUCUAUAUUUUUUAAGUAAAAAAAAAAUGAGUUUGGAGAAAAUAAUAGUCAAGAGGCUCUUCUCAUAUGUAUUUUCUUUCCAGGACACACUGCAGCAGUUUCACCUUCCCAUUCCUGUGAGCCACGCCUUGUUUGCUCGACACCGUGCCGAAUGGAACACUUAUGUGAGAUUAUCAUCUAUUUUCAAGAAAGAAAAAAAUAAAAUUUAUUUUUUGAUGCAAGUUUGACAAUGUUUCUCGCGCAUUUUCCAUCGUUAAAACUUUCUGUUCAAACUUUGACAAAUGCUAACAAGGAAUAAGAGAAACACAUGUUUUAAAAUGUUUACUUCAGAAAAAAGAAGAUCAUGACGUUAAAGAGACCCGGAAAGUCCUACGAGCUUGGUGCGACUCGGAGCGACUUCCCCUCACCAAUAUCGAUCUGUCUGGAGCUGUUGUAUGUUUCUUUUUUUAAAUUUAAUUUUAUAAAUACUUUUACUCUCAGCUCGACGACCGGAUUUUGGUUGAUUUGUUCACGGCUCAUCAGUCGACUGUCGAUUCUAUCGACUUGACCAAUGUCAAGGUUUUGACUAAAAUUUACGGAUUUUAUUGAAAACUUUAACUUUAGGGCGCUACCGACGAGGCGAAUACAUUGUUGGAUCUUCGGAAUGUUCAAUUUCCUCGUCUGAAAUCGCUCAAAAUGACGUCGAUGGAACUUCUGAGCCGACCACAACCGAGGAGGUGUCUAAUAGAAAAAAUAUAUCAAAAAUGAAUAGGAGAAAAAAAAAUGCUCCAGAAAAAUCUGUACCUGAUAGCAAAAUCGAUACAUCCUUCUCAAGGAAACUUAGGAAAAAAAAAAAGAAAAAAGAUAGUUUUUUGAGAAUAUACCUAAUUUGACAAAAGUUUACUUCAAGGUCCUUGUUUUUUUGCUACAUAUUCUGCAAUUCUCACAGCAAAACUGGAAAAACGAUAGAUUGUUCUUGUGCUUUUAAAAUCUUGCGCGGAACACACGAUGUGACUUGUGUGAUUUAAAAAAUUAGAAUCAACUUUUUUUUUUUCCAGGAAGCACGGGAUGGCUGCUGUGGACGUGAGGGACGUGUUGAUGUUGGGCGAGAAGGAUUUGGAGGGCGCCCAGGGCCUCGACAAUAUGCGGGAAAGCCGCGGUGGCCCCAGCCGCGACUCUUUGCAGAUCAGCAGCGAGGACACUGCUCAGGAAUGUCUUCAGAGGUUGAAAAAAUAUAUUCUUGCGUCAAAAAACUGUUCGCUUGCAGCUGUUCGACGUCGAGCAAAGAUUGGCACCUUGAAGAAGAGGACGAAGAAAGGGAGACUCCGGUCUUCACCUCCAGAUGUCCCAAUGUCACUAGCCUCUGCCUGCCACGAGUAAGUAUUCGAAAAAAAUAACGGCGUUCUUUUGAAAAAAAAAAAAAGCUACUAAAUGAGCUGGAAAUGUUUUUUUGAUAAUAAAUGAGAAAUUUUUUUACUUCUCAAGACGUGAUUGCUGUGGUUACCUUCUAUACAAAUUUGAAAUAUAGAAAAAAAUUUCCUGGCUCCGAAACAGACGAUAUUGACCGGCCGUCUUAUAGCCCAUCCCGCGCCAGCUUGUCACGUUUUUCUUUCCUCUAAAAACACCGUAUAUCAAAUUAGAUCAAAAUUGAAAUUCUUUGCUUCCAAACCUUUGUUUUGGCUGUCUUUUUUUUUUAGCAAUUUUGUAGAGCAAAAGUUUUUAAUUACGAUAGAUCAUUUCUGUUCUUUCAAAACGUGACCGUCUCGUGCGGAACGCACUGUAGCACUGUUUUAAACAUGUGUGUUAGAUAGCGUUCUUUUAUUUUGUAUUCUCGAGUUUAACAACGAUUUUCAGUUCAAAAAGUUCCCGGAAGAAGAGGAAUCGUCGGUGAAUGCGUUGCUUUCACGCGUUUUCGAUCCAUUGAAGCGCCUGGAACAUUUGGAUUUGUCUCUUUGGACCAGGGUAUAUUUUUUGUAGCUGAUUGUACUCGAUUAACUGCUGGUUGGGGCGUUCUGAGCGUACGAAUAGUAAUAAAAAUAGCAUUCAUCUUAAAGCUGUCGUGGUUAACUUUUUUCUGUCAUAUAUUUUAUUGAUUCAAUUGCUCAGAAAUGAAAUUUAAGGUAUUUCAAGUAUGAUAAAAUCCAGAAUUUUUGAGAAAGUAAAAUAAUAAAAGCAGCCUAUUUUUGUUACAGAUUCUCAUUCGAGCUUAGUCUGCUAGUUUUUGAAUAUUUAUUGUUUUCUCAAUUCUUCCGUGUAUAAAAUAAUUUUAGAACAUUGGUAUAUGCUGCUGGAGGAUUGAGUAAACAAAAAAAUGCUCCUAAUCAGCAGUUUUGAUAUUUAUGCUAAUGAUUAUCUUUGUUCUUAUAUUUGUUUCGAUUUGACUGCUCAAAAAUGAAAUCAAUGCUGUGUUUAAAGUAAGUAUACUUUUCUCAAUUUUUCUCAAAGUAUGGUGAUGGAGAAUUGAUUAGACAACAAAAAAGUUCUAUUCUUUCAAACCAGCAGGGAAUCCACUAUCAUCUGUCUUUUUUCUUUUUAAUUGAAAAGUUCAGCUUGAUGAUUUGCGUUGCAUCCAUCCGUUGCAUGAAACUCUGACUUCGCUGAUUUUGUACGACGUUCCUGAUCUCUACCACGCCAUCAAUACAAUCACUCAGAUGACCGAGCUGAGGUGCUGAGAAAAAAAGAAAAAUUAAAUCUAUGACUUCAUUAUUAUUUAGAAUUUUUUUAUUCUUUUUUUCGAGUUUUUUUGAUUUCAAUUUGGUGAAAUUCAUUAAUUUGAAAUACGAAAACAACGAAAAAAAUAUUGAUCGGAGUAACUUUUUGGAGAAACAUUCGAAAAAAAUUGAAGCUGAAAUCUUCUAAAAAAAUUGUCAGAUCUCAAAUUUUUCAAAAUGCUAUUUUUUUGCCUUUUUAGAUUUUGAAAUUUAAUAGAGGAAUCACUUUAAGUUCAUCACAGAAAUUUCCGUCCUGCUCGAAAUACAAAAAAACCCGCAUCAAAAAAACGAUUUGAAGUGAUUUAUAUUUAUAAAGCGUUAAGAUUCACAAUUUUUUUCGAAUCAAAUCUUCUAUUUCAGGGUGCUGGAUUUGUCUCAGGCUACCCGCGAAACGGGAAUCUAUCCGCGGCCUGUCUCGACUUUGCACCAAAUCGUCACCAGCCUCAAGCAAUUGACGCAUUUGGACAUUUCCUCGACAAAUUUGCCCUCUCAACCAACGGCCAAUGAUUUUCCCUUCAAGUUGGAUAAUAAGUAUGAAUUUUUCGGUUUCGUUGUUUCAUCUAAUAAUUUUGUUUUGUAAAUUAAAUGUGUUCUCAGGAAUGGAGGCGUUCGAUCGGACAUCGCUGGUCUGCAGGCCUUGGAUCAGCCUCUAGUCUUCCUAGGACUUUUUAACUGUGAAAAUGGGCCUCAUGUUUUGGAAAUUCCAGCCAAAUAUGUUUCUGGCGAUGCAAAUGAAGAUCAGGUGGGGGGAAAACUUACAAAAUGAUUUUUCGGUAAUAUUAAAUGGUUUUUGAUCAAGUUUCUAAGAAUUUCAUGAAAUACUGACCAAAUUUGUAGAGUUUUAUCAACUUUCUGGACUUUUAGUCAUGAUAACUUGAGUCUUCUACCCUCUUUUUUGAGGUUAUACAUUUUUGAAGAUAACUUGACUUUAUAUGUGAGAAUUUCUCUUUGAAACGAAUAUUUUCAGGUGAUCACCGCCCUGCAAAUGUACAAAGACCGCGCUGGUCUCCUGCAGUCUGUUCUGAACGAAAGUUAUCAACUUUACCGUUUCGGCAACAACAAGCCACUGGUACUAGGAGAAAUCUCGUCGAUUUCUAUGGAAAUACCGAGAAUAUUAGCAGGUUCGACACACGGAAGCACUGCACCUCGUCCUCGACGCCAUGCAGCGACAUUUGCACGACGGGACUCUCCAGAUAGCUGGCUCUGCUAGCCUUUUUUACAUCAUCCGCAAGGUUGCCCCAAGAAAUGAAUGAAGAAAACAUUCUUAUAGUUUUUUUUUCAGGUUGAUAUGAACCGAGACACGAAGAAGCAGGUCGUCAGCGCUUUAUUGAGCGGUGGGUUUUGUAGAGAGCUUUUUUUUUCACUUUGCGAGCAUUUCCAGGAAUGGAAGUCCACAUGGAGGAGCAGGUGAUGGUUCGGAACUGUUGCCUGUCGCUGUGCCAGUUCGAAAUCCCACAAGACAUUCUCUUCGAUUACAGGUUCUUGAUUUCUUUCUCAAUUUCCCUUUUUUUUUCAUAAAAAAGGCAUGUCAUAAAGUGCGAGCGUUGGAGAAAUGCGACCGCUUUUUUGUGCUUCUUUGCAAAUUAAUAAAAUACGGGGGUUUCCUAAUCUUAUCUCUUUCACUCUUUUUGGCACCUUUUUUUUCAAAUUUUUUUUUCCUAACUUUGCUCUUGAGAAAAACGAUACAAAAAAAGUACUACGACGAAAUCAAUGAAUUUAUUACGAUGAAAUUUUUUUAUUGCUUGAAAAAAACUUGUUUUUUUAAAAAAACUUCUAAUGAGAAGACUAUUUCUUGAAAAAAAAUUGAAUUUCGAACAAAAAUAAAUCUUGAAAAAAAUGGUUUGAAUAACGACACUAUCGAAAGUACAAAAGAGGCAUUACUUCAUUGAUCAGAAAGUAAUCGAAAAAAAUCAAAUUUUCGUUGAAUUUUUUUAAAGAAUAAGGACCCGUACUUUAUUAAUUUGAAAUGAAGCACAAAAAAGGGCUUUUUUGUAAACGCCCGCCCUUUAUAGCAUGCCGGAAAAAAAAAACUCAAUUUUUGCUUCUUUUUUUCGUGUGUGUGUUUUGUUAACCGGCGCCAUUUUUCAUUGGGCACUUCAGUCGACUGGCCGUUCUUCUCGUCACUGUUCUACAGCACCACAACGCCGACAAUUUGACCCAGCGGAUCGUCGUCUUUUUGCUCAACUCGAUGGCUUGUCACGUGGAGGGAGACCAGAAGAUCGAAGUCGGCAGCUACGGAGCGAUUGAAGUAAGAAAUCAGGAUGGAAAUUGAAGAAAAGCACAGAAUAUUUAAAAUACUACAAAAUUACUUUUUUUUUUUUAGAAUUUAUUUAGUUCUAGUCAUCGUAAUUUCAGAAUAGGGUGUAGUGAAUUUUUUUUUACCGCUCUCAGAGGGUCUUACUCCAUAUAGGACGGUAUGGUAACCUCAUCAACCCAUCUCGAAAUAUCGAUUUUUCCGCUUUUUUGGUGAAUUUAGUCAUUUUAAACUUCAAAAAUUCAUACCUCGGCUCAAAAUAGUCAGAAUCGGGUAAAGUUAAGUUUUUAACGCUAAUAGUCGGAUUAUCUAAUUUUAUUUUUUGCGAAGAAUCAAAAACCUAGUAACAUCAAAAAGCUGGUUAUUUUUAAAAGGGGGAUUUUUCUUUUUUCGAUAACAGAAACGGCUGAAUGUACGGCAAUUAAAUUUGUAUUUUCAGAUGAUCAUUGAGCAGAUCAGAAGAAAACAUACGCAAAACGUGUGCGAUGACGUCAUGGAAGUUGGCUGGAGCUUCCUUUGGAAUAUCACUGGUGAUUUUCGAAAAAAAAAGCUGUUUCGUAUACAAGAUUUUUCAGAUGAAACCCCAGUGAAUUGCGAGAAAUUCCUCGCCGCCAACGGCCUGACUUUGUUCAGAGAGUGUUUUUCUGCGUUCCGACAGGAAAGGUACGAUUUUGAAGGCGUUCUAUCGAUGAAAGGAUUUUUUCCAGAGAACUUGUCAGAAAUAUGAUGGGUUUGAUAGGAAACAUUGCCGAAGUCGAUGAGCUGCGAUCCCAGCUGAUGAACGCCCAAUGCGUUGAGAUAUUCUGGUUAGUUCGAGGCUUGCACGGUGUCGGGAGGGUAAAAGUCUGGGAACGGGCCCAAAUUGAAAACGAAUUUCUGCGCGCAAAUACUCUGAAAUGGAGCGUCAGAACGGCGCCACAUCUCUUUUUUUGACAUACAUUAUUUUUUCGUUUUGUUGCAGCUAGAUAACGACAAAAUAGUAUGCGUCAGAGAAAGAGUUAUGGCGGCCUUUUGGCGCUCCAGACAGUAUGCUCAAAAGAAUAACUGUGCAUCGCCUUUUAACCGCUUCAGAUACGGAGCUGAUUUCUUCCUUGACGAACAUUUCAUUUUGUUGCAUCUUUUCUCAAUAUUUUUAUAUUUCAAUAGACAGCUGCUGUUCUUGUGCUCAGAAUGUUGGUAUUUUACUCAAGUUCAGUCUUUUUAUGAUGAGUGAAAAAAAAAAUCUUCUACUUAACAACCAAUUGUUUCCGGCUGUUUUCAAACUUCAAAACGCCAACGUAAUGUUAAGCAUGAUAUUGUACAUUAGAUGAGGAUCAUUUUCGUAAGAGCGUCUAAUUUUUAGUUGAACGCUUUUCGUAAAAACUAUUACUACCGAAACUUGAAAAAAAAUGUUUUUAAUGGUUGAAUCAGUUUUAAUUGAUAAGAAAAACAUAUUUUUGCUAUUUAAAAAUGGUAAAAUUCUCGCAUUUUCUCAAUGUCGCAAAAAAAUGAAACAAAGACUUUCUUUUAAUAUGCAAGCGUAUUAAUGGACUAUUAUUUUGCUGAAUUUAUCAUAUAAAAAAGGUUCUAGAUAUGGAAAACCUAAAAAAAACUUUUAUUUAUCAAAUUCACAAUGUAAAUCCACAGUCGGAACCGCGAUACUCGCGUAGAUUUACGCGAUACAGGCCGCGUCCCUUCCUGGCGCCUCACCCAUUUUGAAACGCCGUGGCUUGGAUAAAUUUUGGUAUAUUUUCAGCACGUUGUUGGACCAAGUUGAAGACUCUAUCGAGAUCAGCUACAACUCGGCCGGCGUCUUGGCCCACAUGGUCAGCGAUGGUCCCGAAGCCUGGAACCUCGUCAAAAUCGACCGAGAAGAGGUCAUGAAAAAGAUUGUCAAGGUGAAAACAAAAUGGGAAAAAUUCGUACAAUUCCAUAACUUUUUCAGGCGACUGACGAGUGGAAGCUCCAAACACGCCGAUUUAUAAACUAUCGAUCGUUCAGGCCUAUAUUGCGUCUUUUGCCGCUCUACAACGCCUACGCAAGCCAACAUUGGGCUGUUUGGGCCUUGGCCAAUCUGACGACCACUGAUGGAUCCAAGUGAGUAUCAUUUUGUUAAAAAAGUAACUUUUGUAGAGCUCUUUCUGGGAUUAGUCUGGGUUCAUUUUUCUUUUUUGUUUCUUUUCAACCGAUUUUGUUUUCAAAUCUUCUCAUAAGGCUACCACAUCAUUUUCUUUUUUUUUCGGGAAAAUGUGAAGUUAUUUAAAGAAAAGCAGAAAAAAGUAUAUUUUUGGUGCUAUGUCGCUCUAUUUGACGAGUGUGCGCAAGCUUUUUCUAAAAGAUGAGGGCCAUGAGCCCGGGCCAGGCCAGCUUGGACCGGCCCGUCCAGACUGACGCAACUUGCCUGGUCUCCGGCUACGGCUAUGCAUAAAAAAAUAUUUCUUUAAUAAACUUUUUUUCCCAGUUUUUAAAAUUAAACAUCUAAAAAAAUUUACUAACUUUUUUUCCUUACAUUUGAAUUGUUUAGAUACUGCGCAUAUGUGAUCGACGAAGGCGGCAUGCCGUUGCUCGAAGAGUUGGUGUUGAACGAGCAAACGACUGACCCGAUCCGGGAACUCGCCUCGGCAGUUCUUGAGAAUAUUCGCUUAUGGCGAGAUAAAAAGUUGUCAAUCCUCCUUCGUGCAAACUUUGAAGUUCAGUUUUGUAGGCAAACAAGGGAAAGCGAAGCGGCGGAAGAGGACGUGGAAAUGGCGGAAAUUUAA
Caenorhabditis auriculariae is the source of this 8352-nucleotide messenger RNA. The record is from the annotation of a GenBank genome assembly. Lineage: Eukaryota; Metazoa; Nematoda; Chromadorea; Rhabditida; Rhabditidae.